Messenger RNA from Caenorhabditis bovis, 783 nucleotides. Lineage: Eukaryota; Metazoa; Nematoda; Chromadorea; Rhabditida; Rhabditidae. The record is from the annotation of a GenBank genome assembly.
AUGUUCUUCUUGCCAUAUUUGGUCGCGACGAGUGUUAAAAAGACUCCAACUACGUCGGCGGCGGCGAAGGAUUCUGAAUCCCGUUCGCCAGCACGGUCGCUGAGAGCGCAGAAACCAAAGAAAUCGCCGACGAAGGCUGCCGCUAAAAAAAGUAGUGGUGGCUCACGAUCGAGAAGCAGAAGCCGUGGACGUCAAACCGCUGUGAAGACUCCUCCGGCCCGAGCUGCUUCCAAGUCGCGAUCGACGUCCCGUAGUCGCGCGGCCGCCGUUCCGAAGAGCGAAUCGAAAGCCGCCAUCAAGACGACACCAAAAACGACUGUGCGGAAGCUUGAGACUGCAAAAGAAUCCGCGACCGGUGAGCGCACGAGCCGCACGUUUGAGAGGGCCGACGAUGAGUCGCGCAGUCUUCGCCAUUUGACGCAAUCGCGAGAGCGACCGGCCAUCAACUUGCAGAGUUCGCCACACCGUCCGCUGCCAGCAGGCGCUCCGCAAUGUUGCGCCAUUUUUGGCGGAAUCAAACAGGGCAUCUGCAACAGAGUGAAGUCGGCGACGAAUCGCGUGAAGACGUCGCACAGAAAUCUGAAGCGACGCAUGGGAUUCUGGUAUCUCGAGGCGAUUGUGUUCCUGAUUCUCGCCGUUGUCGUCACAUUCGUUUUUGUGCAAAUCCAGAAGAACGAUCCCGCCAAACUUCGCCUUCUCGUCACUAGCAAUGUGAACAAAGGAAUCAAAUAUGUGACAGAAUCCGCAUUCAAACUUAAAGACAAGUUAUCGAAAAAGCUCUAG